This is a messenger RNA of Amphibalanus amphitrite, 2664 nucleotides long. RefSeq lists its product as uncharacterized. Lineage: Eukaryota; Metazoa; Arthropoda; Thecostraca; Balanomorpha; Balanidae. The transcript has 8 exons. The record is from RefSeq and is a predicted model, not a curated record. Bases 448 to 2166 code for a protein of 572 amino acids.
AGUCGGCAGUGGACCGCCGCGCCGAGCGAGCGUACCAGGCCGCGGCUCAGCUCAGCUCAGCUCCCAGAUCAGCACCCAGCUCAGCUCAGCUCAGCACGCAGCCAGCUCUCGCUGUAGCCUCAGCACACGGCCACAGAUCAAACGACUGCGGAGCGUGCGUGUGAGGCCAUCGGCAGCGCAACCACUGCGGUCACCAGACAUCACCAACGCCAGGGAGCUCCAUCACCAGCAACCAUCACCGCUAGACCGGCACCAGCAGCACCAGCAGCGACGGCUUCACCAGCGGGUCCACCGCGGGCGGCCGGCGCGCGCAGACGCGGAGCCGACGGCGGUAAAGACACGGCGAACUCAGCUGCCCGGAGAGGCACUAUCGUGCUGGCGACUGUGACGGCUCGACAGCGGCGGUCGGCCGCGAGGCAUGGCCUCACCUCAGACCGGCGGCCAGCUAUGAGCGCAGCGCGGAGAGCAGCGGCCAGCCCGCUGCCGCAGCUGCUGCUGGCCGCGCAGCUGGUGUGCGGCGCGGCGGCGGCUUAUGUAGCGCACCAGGCCGUCUACGUGCCGACCCGGUACGGCGCGCCACCGCCGGCGCUGGGUCCGGCGCCGCAUGGCUACCUGGCCGUGGUGGGGCCGUUCGGAUGGAGCGCACCCACCCAGGUGCGCCACCAGGUGCACCACCACUCGACGGUGGUACACGGCGCGCCUCCGCGGCCGCUCCAGUCUACCGGCCACUCGGCGCCGCACUCGGCCGCCAAGGCGCCGACCGACGCGCCGCUACCGCCGCCCAGCACCAACGACUCGUACAGCGCCUACGUGCUGCCCGGCGGCAACGGCUACUCGUACGCCAAGGAAGCAGGCAGCGGCGACAGCGGCAGCGGCAGCAAGGGAGGCGACGGUAGCGAGGUGCCCAAACUACAGCUCGACUAUGGCGUGCCCGUCACCGGCUUCCUGGAGGCGCAGCUGAGCUCCAGCUCCGGCACAUCCAUCAACUGGUCGAUGGGCAUGACGCCGGCCAACCGGAGCCUGCCGCUGAUCCCGGACGACAUCCCAGUACUCGGGAACGACCUGCCUGACGACGGGUGCGCGCGAGACGAGGUCCGCCUACGGUCGACGAACCGUUGGUACAUCGCGUCCGAACCGUGUCAGCCGAUACUACAGCAAGGCUGCUGUCCGGAAGGCCAGUGGGUGGUCGUCAACAAGUACACACGCAUGGGAGAGUGCGCGCCCAGACUCUGUCCGUCCGGCUUCGCCUUCGUAGAGCGGGACGGCCUGUGCCACGACCUACAGGAGGAGGGACUCUGUCCAGACAACCGUCGUGUGUACGUGACGGCGUUCGGCGAGCCGCGCUGCGGCUGCGCCGACGGCGAGUAUGUGGACACGGCCGGCGAGUGUCGGCCGCUCUACAGCACCGUCGGCUGUCCGUACCGACAGCAGCUGCGCUUCAACGCCGCCUUCAAACUCGAGUGCCAGCCGGCCGUGUGCCCCAAAGAGAGACCGGUGCCCUUCCAGGGCUGGUGUAAGAACUUCGGAGAUUCCUGCGGCACCGACUACCGGUUUGUGCUGGGUUUCGACACCACGCGGCUCGAGGCCAAGUGUUACCCGUCCGAGGAGUUGGAUAUUGGCGGCCGGCACAGCGCGCACACCCCCACCACCACGGCUCCGGCGCCCACGGUGCCCGCUCUGCAGGACACCUACCUGCCGCCGCCGGGCCAGGGCCGCGUGCAGUACGCGCGCCGCACGGGAGCCGCGCGCGGCCGCUGGCUGUGGCAGCGCCGGCGCCGCCAGCAGCGGCCGGGCCUGCGCCGGCGCCGGCCGCCGCCGCAGCAGUUCGCUCCGUGGUCGCGGUUAGACGUCGACCAGGUGACGUUUGUCGACAGUGAGCGAGUCAGCGCCGAGCAGCUGGCCAAGUUCGAGCGCUCCGGCCAGGCGGGCCGCCGGCGACGGCGCUUCCGGAGACAGAUCUUUGCCGAGGUGCCGCUGCUCAACACAUGUAAACCGGGAGCGCGCAGCGGGCCCAACUUCAAAUGUCGCGACAAAGCACUGCCCGGCUCGGGAUCACGGUCGGCCCGCAGUCCCGUACCGCCAGCGAACGCGCCCAAAUGUCCAGCGGGACAGCGACUGGACGCACUGGGGCGGUGUCGACAGACGGUCGGCGGGCUUGGCAAGUGAGCCGCCGUCGCCGCCGACGCCGACGAUCGACACCACCACCGCCACCGCAGUCAGCCAGCCACCACAGCCAGCCAGUCAAACGCUGCGCGGGAGAUACAACCGUGCAGUGGCGAGUGGCGAGCCGCGAGGGGCGCACAAACACUGGCGAGUGGCCGGUGGCGGUACCGGCCACCGUGUGCAGGGCCAACCGAGCAGGGUAUUGUCACAGCGGCCUCCGAGACGGACUCGCAAUGAGGUGUCGCGCAGACAGACAGACAGACGGGCCGAGAGGGCGGCGCGCCCGAGCGUACCUCGUCCGCGCCCGGCCGCCGCGCGAGUGUGAAGUGUGAGUGACAGCGCCCGGGUCCGGCGGGCGCAGUGUAUCCCUGCCAGCAUCUGCGGGCGUGCCCACGUCCGCCUGUGUUUGUAUUUGUGUGUUAUUGAGUGUCUGACAACCGGCCGCGGUCUACCCGCGCCCGAGUGUGAGUCAGAGUGGUCAAUAUAAGCGCCAGUCAGCCG